AAGUAUACAAUCAACUGUUGAAAACCAAUCAUUUUGUUCAAUAUUCACCAUGUAAAUGACAAUAACUGGAGAUUUCUUGGACAAUUAACUAAUAGGAUGUUUAAAUCGAUACAUAGAAGAAUGUCAGGUGAACUUCCUCAGAGCCAAGCUGCUAACAAUGCUGUAAUUGCAGGUUCUCCCAUAGGACAACACAAAUUCCUUAUACCUAGUCCUAUACCAACUCGACGAAACAGGACAUAUUCACAAUCAGAAAAAGCAAAGGAGGGUCCAACAUUGAAAGGGAAGGUAGAAGAGUUCUGUCGCCAGAAAGGCCAUGGUUUUAUUAUUCCAGAGGAUGGAUCAGGACAUAUAUUUGUCCAUAUAUCAGACGUUGAUGGAGAAUAUGUUCCAAAACCAGGCGAUGAUGUCACAUAUAAAAGAAUAAAAAUACCUCCAAAGUUUGAAAAAAUGCAAGCUGUCCAUGUCAUGAUUACCCACUUAGCUCCUGGUGUCUCACAUGAAACUUGGAGCUCUUCAGGUCCCAGUCCACAGGCCUCACCAAGAUCCUAGUUAAUUAAUGACUUUGGAUUUAAAACAAUCUGUACUUACAUGUUGAAAGUGAAGUAAGGGUGAUUUGAUGAUAGACGACAGUGACUGUGCAGUACAAAGGCUAAUUUAUCAAAACAAUAUUUGUAUCACACUUCUUUUCUGUAACACAAAAUAUCAUUUACAAUUUAUAAACAAACUUACUUAAGAUGGUGGUUACUACAGUGUCUUGUGGUUCAUGUGGACAACUGUCAUCUUAUAAAAAAAUAAUGGCAAAGAAUCUAAUCAUUAAGGCUGUGUUUAAAAAAAAACAUUAUCUGUUGCAGCUUAAUUUGAAGGGGGCUGUAAUUGUAGGCUCUAAAAUAUUUCUAAAUUGAUACUGCUUAUGAUUAUCAAAUAUUAAAAAAAUAUCACAAAUUGUAAACAUGCGCUGGUUUAUUUCUUGAAAUCAAAAUUAAUCAAUGAUAUUUUUCAGUAUCAAAUUAAGAAACAUUUUAAUUUUUGUGAUUUUUUUUGGACACAAUUCUAUUAAUUAGUGUAAAACAGUUAUAACUACAGCAAGCUAUGUUAUAUAGACUCAAUAUAAGAAUAACAAAGAAAAUCUAUUUUGAAAGAUUUGAUAAUUUUACUAAGCAUUCAGACAAGAUAUAUAUAGGUGCAAACAGUAUUACUUAAUCAUGCUUUAAUAUAACUUCUAUAUUUAUAAGUGACAUAGUUUGAACUUUUACAUAUAUUUUAUAUGUUUAAGCAUCAAAAUGUAUAAAAUAUGUAUUACUCACAUUUUCUGGAUAUAUUUUUUAAUAUCAUAUCUUAAAAAUUUAAAUCUUUGAAGUUGUUUUCAAAACUAAGAAAUUCAAAAUUUGGAUAAUUCUAUUUGUAAUAAGUUAAUACAUCCAUUUAUAUAAUCCACAUUUUAUCUGCAUUGUCAUUGUUAGAAAUGUUAGAAGUGUGAUAUAUAUAAAACUUAUAUCUAAAUGGUACAAUUCAUUUCUUGGCAGCUGUAUUAAUGCAGUAUUUUAUAUCCUAUUUAUAAAAUGUUUUACUCAUAUAUUUAUCAAUAACUUAUUUUUUAUGGCAAUACAAUUUACUAGCUGUACUAACAUUUUACAAGCCUGUGUUUUACUCUUUCAAAAAAUGAUUGAGAAAACUAUUCAAAACUUUUAAAGUAUUUCAAAAACUAUUUCAAAUUACAAAACAAAAUUUUUUAAGUAUUUCAAAAACUUUCCUUUUCCCGUAAAACUUUGAGGAUCUAUUAAUAUUAUUUUCAUCAGUUACGAUUUAGAUGACACCGAUAGUUAUAUGGAGAACAAACAAAAGAUGUCAUAAAGAUCCUUAUACAUUGAAAUUCUAUUUUAUCAUACCUCUGUCUCCUGUGUAUAUAAUGUAUAAAGUGUGCAUGGUUAGUCAGAUUGUUAUUAUUCAGCUUCUGUCCAUUUUUAUACAAACAUUAUGUUACUUGCUUUGCAAAUGGAUUUUCAUAUCUAUUGCAGUGGAAAAUAUUAAACAGGAUUGAAAUAUCCCUGCUUAUCAUGCAAUUUGAUUGGCUACCUUGACAGAUGAUAUUAGCCCAUAUUACCUGAAGACAAAACAAAGGUCAGAAUGGUGAUUAAUGUUGAAAUUAGGACAUUUAAGUAUUAUACAAUUUUUAAUAAGGUUUCACAGGGGAUAUGGGCUCAAAAUUCCCUGCCAGUGGCCCUACACCCACUUGGCCUGACUGCUUAGGGGAUGUUAAACACUGAAAUGGAAUAUGAGCCUGUAUUCCCUGUGGGCUUUGACAAUCCUGAAUAAUAUAUAACAUACAUGCUUGACAUCACUGUAUAAGAAUUAGUACUUUUCUUAUUAAACCAGCAGAAUGGUAGCAUGUAUAAAGGAACUUAAGCAAACCACUUAUAAUACUGUCAGUGCUAUCUUUAGGAUUUGGUGCAAAUAAUUUAUAAAGUGCAAUUAAGUUUAAAGAAUAGUGCUAUCUUGUUAUAUUGUUUCCAUGAAAUUUCUUGUUUGAUCAUUAGAAGUUCAAUCACUAGCUGAUAUUUUCAUAUCUUAUAGUGCUCAAGAAACUAUUAAGUGCUGCCCUUUGAAGAAAUAUAUAUUGUGCUUUAUUUCAAUGUUUCUUCAUUGUAUUUAAAAAAAAUCUCUAUUUUCAAUUUUCAAUUUGAUAUCAUCUUGUAAGGCUUCGAACUAAUUAGAUACAAUAUCUCUAUACUGUUGCCAUGAUGUGUUCUAGGUUAUUGAACAAGCUAUCUUUAGUUUUAAAUUAUUGAUUUAAAUUGUAACACAUUUCUACUUUUACAACAAAAAUCUAAUGAAGCUGUUUUUGAUUACCUCCCUUGGAUGAUAUAUAAUGUUUCACAUUUAACUUUUUGCUGCUGCAAUAUGGACAUUAUAAAUAUGAUAUAUUUUUGUGUGUAUAACUUUUUCAAACAUGACUUGUUUUUCCAAUAUUUCAUUUUUAAAUUCUUGAAAAUCCAGAAAAAUGUCCCCAAUGAUCAACAGUUCUAAUUAUACAUCAAUUUUAUAACUUCAACUGACCUCUCUGUCCAAUCUUGGACAGAAUACUAUGGUCAUACAUAUAUCGCACCAGAAAUUUGUUAGUGGGUAAUGAAAGAUAAUAUUGUAAUUUGUUAAUUUUUGAGAGUCAACAGAUUGAUCAGAGAGAUAAAUUUCAGGUUUAAAAUAUUGAGGAAGAUACAAUAUAUAAGUGAAAAUAUUUGAAUUUUUGUCAAUUUUUUGUAUACUCCUUGUUACAUAUAUAAGGAAAUUUUAGGUGUCUAUUAACUUGAAUUAUCCAGGAUAUAUUAUUAGAGUUAAUAAGUGCUAAAUUAUAUCAAAGGUAGGAUUUUAUUAUUUGGUUGCAUCCUAUAAUAGUAUUCAUUUUGAUAAACUGUUCCUUCAAAAGAUGUCCUGUUGUUCAAGUUCAAUUUAUACUGUCAAUUGUACAAAAAAUCUAUUUACAGAAGAGGAUCAACCUCAUUGAAAAUUAAAUUUACAAGAAAUUACUGCUGUUCAAGUUUUCUAUCUUUUUUGUAAUUCCUUUUUGAAUUUUACUUUAAAAAAAACAGAGAUCUUUAAAACUGUGAAAGCUAUUUAAUAGUGAAACCUACAUCAACACUUUGAUCAUCUAUUAUAAUUGUUAGUUAAGAUUCUACUGUAACACUAGAUUGUAUCCUCCCAUCAUGAUACUUAACUGUAUAUAUAUAAUACUUGUUAGUUCAACUGUAAUACUGUCAUUCUUGUUUCAUGACAAGACAUAUAUAAUUUGUUUAAUAAAAGAAAACAUUUUUCGAAUAAA
Molecule: messenger RNA, 3814 nt
Organism: Mytilus trossulus (common blue mussel)
Lineage: Eukaryota; Metazoa; Mollusca; Bivalvia; Mytilida; Mytilidae
Product: calcium-regulated heat-stable protein 1-like
Exons: 4
Coding region: 97-549 (150 amino acids)
Biological process (GO): regulation of mRNA stability
Cellular component (GO): cytoplasm
Molecular function (GO): mRNA 3'-UTR binding
Source: RefSeq, a predicted model, not a curated record